Amoebophrya sp. A120 is the source of this 886-nucleotide messenger RNA. Lineage: Eukaryota; Dinophyceae; Syndiniales; Amoebophryaceae. The record is from the annotation of a GenBank genome assembly.
CAAUUUGGAUUUGGUUACACGAAAUUUAGACCAGGAACAACUCCGGAGACUGCAACAAAACAUAUCUUCAACCAGAGCCGGCGCUGGUGCACAUGAGGAUGAUAGGAGCUCGCAUUCCGGUAGUCUUGGGGAAGAUAGGACGAAAGACCACUCCGCGACGUCUUUAAGCUUUGGUGGGUUGCAGCAGCAACCACAAGGUGGUGCGUCUGCUUCUGCGAUUUCGAGUCCCUCCGGAGCUGAUAUGAACGCUGUAAACCUGUUGAAUCAAGAGGACGAUUCUUUGUCCAGGUCAAACGAGCUGUUAUGAAAGCCUCAGAAAGGAAAUUCUCAAAGUGGAAAUAAUUUGUAGUGCAUGGAAUGCUACACCAAAAAAACUGUAUUGCAGAGAACGCAAUGGAGGCCGACUAUUGUGCUUCUACGGGUCCAGAAUUGGGCUGCAGAUUAGCACGAGAGAAGGGCACCCCUUUGCCUCACUAGCAUGACAGACACGCUUUGAGUGCCCAAGAAAUUUGUCAUGCGCCGACUAGAAAUGGUGCUUCAACUGGUGUCGUUUUUUUUGCAUUACAAAUCAUUUUCACUGUGAGGAUUUCCAACCUGAGGCCUUCAUAGCUGCUGCAGAUGAACGAGGAGACACUAAACUCGGCGGGAGUUUUAGAACCCGACAGACGUAGCAGCAACAACUCAACCAGUGACAUCGGAGGUGCUGGUGCACAGAAUCUGACCCCUAAUAACGCGACUUUAACGAGUGUUAACGGAGGUACGGUUGGAGGUAUGGUAGCAGGAACUACGACAGGAGGUGUUCCAUCUGGCGAUGCAAGCACUCUGAACAGGGUCGCGAGACCGGAGGGAAGUAUGAUCGCGGAGUCGCAAAGCUUGAGCAUGUUGG